Cylicocyclus nassatus is the source of this 756-nucleotide messenger RNA. The record is from the annotation of a GenBank genome assembly. NCBI's taxonomy places the organism in Eukaryota, Metazoa, Nematoda, Chromadorea, Rhabditida, Strongylidae.
AUGCGUUCGUCAAAUAUUGAAGAAACAGCAGAAGAUUCGGAUUAUUAUCAAGACAAGAACAAAUCGCCGCCACCAAAUUACCUGGGAAGGGACGAAAGUAAUUUUCCUGAAAGCACUAGCGUUGGAAAAACUAUGAGCCAAAAGCAUCUACCUCUGCUCAUGUCGAUGUUCACAAAAUUGCGAGAAUUUGAUGCGUACACAAAACCGAUGGAAGACUUCAGGGUAAAAACCCUUAUUGGAGGAUUAGUGACCGUCAUGUCGACAAUUGCGAUUGUUCUGUUAGCAAUCCAAGAAACUAGUCAUUAUCUUGCUGGUGACGUUGUAGAGCAGUUAUAUGUAGAUUCUACAACAUCGGACACUCACCUUGAUGUACAUUUUGACAUUACUUUCCACAGACUGCCAUGUGAAUUUAUCGCUGUAGAUGUAAUGGACGUCACUAGCGCAGACCAGGAUGAUAUACAGCAUAACAUUUUCAAACUGCGGUUGGACAAAGAUGGAAAGAAUAUCACUUCUGACGUUCAGAAAAUCGAGGUGAACCAGAAUAUAACAACAGCUGUUGUUUUGCCGGAAUGCGGCAGCUGCUAUGGAGCGCUGCCAGACGGAAGGAAGUAUGAUCCAUGGUUGAAGAAGCUGAGGCAGUAUGAAGGUGAAGGAUGUCGUGUGUAUGGUAAGCUGCAGGUGGCAAAAGUCGCUGGAAACUUCCAUCUUGCGCCAGGCGAAGCACGUAGGAUACAGAACACGCACGGUGCAUCGUAA